Messenger RNA from Oppiella nova, 506 nucleotides. The record is from the annotation of a GenBank genome assembly. Lineage: Eukaryota; Metazoa; Arthropoda; Arachnida; Sarcoptiformes; Oppiidae.
AUGAUUACUCUGAAGAAUGAAAUAUAUUAUACGAAAAUGAGCGAUCGAGAGCUGCCUAACGGAGUAAAGGUUCCCUGUAAAAAGCAUGAACCUUAUGAAUGCUAUUCAGAAAUCAAAAAGGAAGAUCUGGAUGAUCAUGGGAAAAAACUGAAUCCUCAAAAUAAAAAGUAUGACUCAGAAUAUAAGGCCAAAGUAGAAAAACAAAAAAAGAAAUGAGAAAAUUUUAAAGUUUUAAGUUCCUGAGUUUAAAAUUUUGUUUCGUACGAAUUCGUACUUUUCCGUACUGUCUCAGCCUCGCCGUAUAUACACUACUAAUAUAUUUUAUAAAUCAUUAUCUUGUUUAUUUUACAACUUCUACUAUGAGCAAGGUGUUAUUUUGCAGAAUAAAUUAUUUAUACAAAACAGUUUGUAUUAAUUCCCAAGUUAAAUAUUAAUGUUAUUUAUGUUAAUAUAAAGUUUAUAUAAGCAAUUCUACAAAAUUUUAUCAAGAAAAUAUUAUACCAAAC